Nelumbo nucifera (sacred lotus) is the source of this 2876-nucleotide messenger RNA. Its product is annotated as pre-rRNA-processing ESF1-like protein. Gene Ontology annotation, biological process: rRNA processing. Gene Ontology annotation, molecular function: RNA binding. The record is from RefSeq and is a predicted model, not a curated record. Gene Ontology annotation, cellular component: nucleus. Lineage: Eukaryota; Viridiplantae; Streptophyta; Magnoliopsida; Proteales; Nelumbonaceae.
GACCCAAACACAUUGGUUUAACGCCCUAAACCUAACGUAUACAUCCCGUAGAGAAAGAAGGUCGUGGACUCUGCAGCUGCAAUCCCACUCGUUUAUGCUCGAAUCCUCCGUCCUUUACCGCUCGAAGCUACAUCACGAGAGGGAAAUGGAAUCGAAAAACAAAACUAGCGAGAAUGGCAAGAAGAAGAAGCAGAAGAAUAGGAAUGAGGAGAACAAGGACGAAGCAGCAACCCCCGCUGUAGCGGGUGCGCAGGAUAACGAUAACCAUGGCAGGAAGAAGGUCAUCACAGAUGCUCGUUUCUCAUCUGUGCACUUUGACCCUAGAUUCCAAAAGGUGCCGAAAAAUCAAGCGAAGGUUUCGAUAGACUCCCGCUUUAAUCGCAUGUUCUCUGAUAAGAGAUUUACGUCGUCUUCUGCUCGCGUUGACAAAAGAGGAAAACUUAAGAGUGAAACAUCAGGAAACCCCCUCCGCCAUUACUAUCGGUUCGAAGAAGAAGAUAAGGCAAAGCGAGAGGACGACGAAGAAAGCGAAGAGAGUGAUAAUGGCGAUUUGCAAAAACCCAGUCAAGCAUCAUCGGACUCUGAAUCUAGUAGCGAUUCCGAGCUUUCUAAAUCUUCAGAAGAAUCUGAAAGUGAUACUUCUUCGUCCACUUCUGACACGGAUGACAGGGAUAGAAUUUUGUCGGACGAUGAAAAGGAGCUCACUAUCCAGGAGGAGAACAUACCGGUUAUCGAAAAAGAAACCCACAGACUGGCCGUUUUGAAUAUGGAUUGGAGUCAAGUCAAGGCUGUUGAUUUAUAUGUGGUAUUGAGCUCAUUUCUCCCUAAAGGCGGACAAAUUUUGUCCGUGGCUGUUUAUCCAUCUGAAUUUGGACUUAAGCGUAUGGAGGAAGAAGCAGUUCAUGGACCUGUUAGUCUUUUUGGCAAUGACAAAGAGCAGAGUGAUGAUGAUGAUGAUGAAAUUGACAAUGAAAAGUUGCGUGCAUAUGAAAUGAGUAGGCUAAGAUAUUAUUAUGCAGUUGUGGAGUGUGAUUCUAGUGCUACCGCAGAUUACCUUUAUAAAGCUUGUGAUGGAGUUGAGUUUGAGCGAUCAUCAAAUGUGUUGGAUUUGCGUUUUAUUCCUGAUUCUGUGGAAUUUAAACAUCCUCCUCGUGACAUUGCAACAGAGGCACCAACAAACUAUCAAGGGUUAGAUUUCCAUACACGUGCACUACAACAAAGUAAAGUCCAUCUUUCUUGGGAUGAGGAUGAGCCUCAGCGUUUGAAGACCUUAAGACGGAAAUUAAAUGAUGAUCAGCUAGCUGACUUGGAACUAAAGGAGUAUUUGGCUUCUGAUGAUGAUGAAACCGAUGAUGAUGAGAAUAAUGAAUCUAUGGAUGGUGAUUCAAAAAAGAAGCUUGAUAAGCGCGAUAUGUAUCGUGCUCUUGUACAUUCUGGAGAUGGUUCAGACGAAGAUGGUGAGGAGGAUGACAAGGAUAUGGAAGUCACUUUCAACACUGGCUUAGAGGACCUAAGUAAGCGUAUUCUUGAGAAGAAGGACAAUAAAUCAGAGACAGUUUGGGAGGCUUACCUGAGAAAGCAACGAGAGAAGAAGGCAGCUAGAAAGAAAAAUUCCAAGUAUUCAUCAGGUGAUGAGAGCAGUGAUAGUGAUCAAGAAGUACCUGAACAGCCUGAUGACUUUUUUGUUGAAGAGCCAUCAGUGCAUGGUAAAAAAGCAGUUCGAAGUAAAAACCCUCAAAAGGAAAAGCAGCAGCAGGAAACUUACAAGGAACAAGAAGUAAGCCAAGCAGAGCUUGAGUUAUUGCUUGCUGAUGAUCAGACAACAGAGCAUAAUCUUAAGGGAUAUAAUUUGAAACCCAAAAAAGCCAAGGGCAAAAAGGGCAAAAAGGCGAAGGAUGUGCCAAUGGAGGGAAAGCUACCAUCUGUCGACUACGAUGAUCCACGAUUUUCACAACUUUUUACUUCUCCUCUCUUUGCCUUGGACCCAACAGACCCACAGUUUAAAAGGAGUGCAGCUUACAUUCGGCAAUUGGCACAGAAAAAUAAAAAAGGUGAUCAUGAAGAUGUAGCAGAUAAAGGACCGGAAGAAAAACAAACUCAAAUGCCAUCUGAUAGCAUGUCUAUCGAGCAAGCACGUUCUGAUAAUGUGUCACUAAAGAAAGAAAAGCAUGAACUCUCAUCCUUGGUUCGAUCAGUGAAGAAAAAAUCCCAACAAACUCAAAUGCAAACAAAGGAUAAGAAGACGAAGAAAGAGCAGAAAUUGCAAUCUGAUUCCAUGUGUAGGAAGAGAGAAAAACCUGAGCUUAGUGAAUUGGUUCGGUCACUAGAGAAAAAGCGCAGAAACUAGCGAAACUCCUUUCCUUUAGAGGGCAAGUGAAAAUAUAUGGUGGAAAAUCUAUAACCAAGCAUCUUUUAGAUGCUGUCUAUUUUAUUGGAUUUAGUGCCUGGCUAUAGAAGAUACGUGAUGCUCACUAGAGCCUAGAAGUGAACCAGGUUUUGUCAAGGCUUAUCAGCAAAGAACUUGAGAGUGCAAACACAAGGUUUCGAAAGUGCAAAUGUGAUCAUGCGUGACUCCAUUCUCAUAGAGGAAAAGUUCGCCAUGGUUAGAGGUGCACUGAAGUAAAGCUGAAGUUUUAUCUCAAAUUUUUGUAGAAAUAAUUUGGCUGCCUAAAUUCUAUACAAUAAAAUUAAGCUGUAAUAAUAGAAAUCGGUGCUGCAUACAUUACGUUGUUGGAUGAACUAACGUGUCACGCAGGGGCAGACUUUUGGCAAAGUUUUAUCUGUUUGGAUUUUGGUUUGGAAUUUGUGAUUGACACUUUUGCCGAAUCACUUUACUUGCUUGUAUCUGGUUGUCUAUAAGUCACUAUUUUAAUUCA